Penaeus chinensis is the source of this 393-nucleotide messenger RNA. RefSeq names its product glycine-rich cell wall structural protein 1.0-like. NCBI's taxonomy places the organism in Eukaryota, Metazoa, Arthropoda, Malacostraca, Decapoda, Penaeidae. The record is from RefSeq and is a predicted model, not a curated record. The transcript has 3 exons. The coding region runs from base 1 to 393 and encodes 130 amino acids.
AUGGAGGCGGCGGAUUCGGAUGGUGGUGGAUUUGGUGGCAGCAGCGGCGGCGGCGGCGGCGGCAGUGGCGGUGGAUACGGUGGAGGCAGUGGAGGCGGCAGGCGGUGGCAGUGUUGUUGCCGGAAUUCUGUGUUGGCAGUGGAACUCUCUCGGGAGGGAGGCGGUGGUGGUGGCGCGGUGGCUACGGAGGUGGAAGCGGAGGCGGUUUUUGGAGGAGGAAGCGGAGGCGGUUUUGGUGGGGAAGUGGAGGUGGAUUUGGAGGACACGGAGGCGGCCAGCGGAGGCGGCAGCGGCUCAGGCGGAUAUGGAGGUCGCACUGCAAACAGUGCAAUGAACUCGAAUACAGCCGACACUGAUCAACUCAGAGCAAUUCCGGAACCCAAGUCGACGUAA